Messenger RNA from Diabrotica balteata, 4223 nucleotides. Lineage: Eukaryota; Metazoa; Arthropoda; Insecta; Coleoptera; Chrysomelidae. The record is from the annotation of a GenBank genome assembly.
GUACUGUGACAUAUGAAUCAUCUAUUUUUAUACACAUCAAUAAACAAUAACUUGUAAAUAAGAUUUGAAUAGACCACCGUGCCUACGUUUGUGAUAAAGUGCUGUGAUAUAGAAUAAAAUUGUGAUCUUCAGUGAUAACUUAUAGUUUCCUUAGCGACAUGACAAUGAAAGUCAAGAUGCCGUGCAAAUUGUGCGAUUUAAUGCUAAAUCAACAAAAACUCAAAGACACUUGCAUCCAUUCUUCUACUUUUCUGAACACGUUUGGUUCCUCGCAUUUGGUUCCGUCUAUCGGAUUUGCAGUUCAGGACAGUCCAUUUAUACUCCCAGAACUCAAGGAUUCGAUGUUGGCCACCUACAUGCUAAGAGCGGGGUAUUAUCAACCGGCCGGUCCUUUGAUAACAGUACCUCCCUCGCACGGCCAACCGACUCAUCCUCCGCCACCGCCGCCAAUCAAAACUAUUUCUCUGUCGGAAACAUCACCGUCUUCGUCGACGACGCCGUCUGUAAUAUCGCACGACGUACCGCCUCCUCCACCCAGUUCCAACGGAGAUUCUUCGGAUAGUGAGGUGAUAAUUACUUCAGUAACCACGGCGAAAGACAGCGUACCGCCUCCAUCACACCCGCCUGCAGCUUAUAGGUACCAACAGUAUCCCGGCUAUUCCUAUUCAUACCCUCCUCACUCGUACCCCUAUCCAACACCACCGCCUAACUCGCCUUAUUCACAUCACGACAUGUGCUAUUCGCCCAAUCCUUAUGUCCACCAUAAAUACCCCAUAAGAAGAUACCUCACACAGUACUAUCCACCCCCCAAUCCGCCGGAGAUCUAUCAAGUGCCGCCUAGUGGUCCUUCAUCACAAAACCAACAGGUCGUAUCAGCCACUCCUCCAUCGGCCAACGGUGCAUCGUAUUCGAGCGCACCACCGCCAACAAUAAUGGAGACCUACGCACCUCCUCAAACUACGCUAGUGGAAAGCUACCAACCACCUCCACCAGCGCAUUACUACCCGCCACCAGUAUAUGGACCACCAACACCUCCUUGCUACUCUUCGAGAUCGAUUCCAUAUAUAAAUGCAUACCAGAGUAGCUGUCCGUGUCCAAUGCAGUCCUGUCCAAAAAACGUACUUACUGGACCUCUUACUGGUAAUUGUAAGAGGUCUAAUAUGUCUUCAAUUUCCAAGGACUCAAUGCCUUUACCUCCAGUCGCUAUAAUGCUUCCUCUUGAACCUGCAAGUGCAACGGGUCCACCUAGUCCUGCUCGAGGUUCAGCGGGAAUGCCACCUCCGCCGUCACCAGCUGGAGCUACGUACCAAGCGCCCCCAGUUUCGACGAAACAAGAAUCGAGUACGGCGGCAAAUCAAGAAGAUUGCAAAACGGAGAAGAAGCGAAAACCUAGGAUUGGCAAAGCGAUGGUCAGAGACAAUAUAGCAGCUAGUAUGCAGCAAAAUACCAUGCUGCUAAUGUGUAAUCCAUCUCAAAACUGUGUUAAACGGGAGAUUGAAAGCCCGAAGGAUUCAGAAAUUGAACAAAAAACAGAAAUCUCAGGCAAGGAAGUACAACCGUGUGAAAUAGACUUACUACAGGAUUCGUGUCUCAAAGAAGAUGAACCAGUGAAAGAAGAAUCUCAGUCACCAAUCUCGUUACCAUCAAAGGAAGAAGCUCCCCCAGAAGAACCAAAGGAAGAACCGCCUAAUCCACUUCCUCCAGUUAUAAACACAGUGGCAGAAAACGUUAAAGUGAAAAACAUGAAACGAAAACUGUCUAUGCUCUCCGACAAGGAACCUAGUCCAGAAAUCGUAAUGCCUCAAAAGAAAAGACAAAAAACCGGUUCUUACAAAUCAUUGAUCAAAAAGGAUACAAACGCAGUGAAAAUCAACAACGGUAAAAUAAAGCUCUUAGGAGAAAUGUCGAAACCUCGUCAAAACAGAGCGAAACUCAAGAAAUCUCUUAAGAGAAUGCACAGUAUGGAGAAUGAAGCGACAGUGAAACGACGGAAAGUUCCCAAAUUGCUUCCAAUAAACAAUUUCAAAUCAAAAGAAGUUAACCCGUCAACUGAAACCAAAGAAAAGAAAACAGUAUCGUUAAAAAAAGUCAAUUCUAAAUGCAGUUCUAAACCAGCAAGCGAGAAAGUGUCCGCGAGAAGUAAUGUAGAUAUAGUUAUAGAUAAUGUGAUCAGUGAUGCUUGUAUAAGGACACAGGAAGAGUGCGUCGGUAAAUCGGAAAAGUGUGCGAAAUCUCAAACGAACGGUCCGGUGUUAAAUAAGAAAAGUACAAAUAAAAGUGUGGUGUCGAAAAAACUCAAACUCAAUCCUAAGACGACAGAAAACACCAGGCGAAAAUCCAAAUCUAGUGAAGAAGUAAUACCACCUCCUGCGGCCAAGAUUGUCAGAAGAGUUUCGACUAUACCGAAGUGGUCAAACGGGUGGAUGUGGGAAGGAGAACCGUAUGAAGCAAAAGUAUUUUUAAAUAGCGACGAAUUGACUGUCUACAGAACGUGCUAUCCAGCAAUGAGGCACAGAGGAGGUGAUAAAAUCGUUCCUAGAGACUGCGUUCUUCUUAAAGCAGGACCACGUAAAAAUGAUCUACCGUUUGUAGCCAAAAUUGCUUCUUUAUGGGAGAAUCCAGAAGACGGUGAGAUGAUGAUGUCACUUUUAUGGUACUAUCGACCAGAACAUACGGAGCAAGGUAGGCUACCAGCUGAUCGACCAGACGAAGUAUUCGCUUCGAGGCACAAGGAUUCGAAUAGCGUGGCGUGCAUUGAUGACAAAUGUUAUGUUCUGACUUUUAACGAGUACUGCAGAUACCGCAAGACGUACAAACGCAUCGAGGCGGGAAUAGAGGAAGUCCUACCAUGCAUUCCCAACCCGGAACCAUAUCCAAGAUCUCACAGGCAACCUCCCAUGACUCUAGUAUCUCCCGAGAUGGUAUUCUUCUGCCGACGAGUGUACGACUUUAGGCAAAAGCGUAUUAUGAAAAAUCCUACUUAAGUUCUUUAUUAUUUUUCCUGUUAGAAUUGUUGAUGAUUUUCUAUUUUUAUUUUUUGUUAUUUGUGUUUGUAAUCGAGAUGCCAGGAGACGUCCCAAACUUUAUUUAUUGUUCAAAUAAUCAAAAACAAAAGACUACAGGGUUCUGAGGGAUAUGAACAUUUUACGUUGACUUUUAUCUGAAGUUUCUUUGAGAAAUCAGAGCCCGAAACACAUAUUUAUUGUCUAAAUUUGAUACCUACUUAUACAUAUUGUUGCAAAAAGGGAACAUUUGUAUAAAUAAAUUAUGAAUAAUGUUGUAUAGAGUAUAGAGAUUAUAUAUUUAACAUAUUUAUAAAUAGUCAAUAGUCUACGCAGGUAUAAAUGGUGUGUGCUUUCAUAGUAGUAGUUGUUUUUUUCAGUGUCGUAUUCUACAUAUUUUAUAAUUGUCAGUAUAGACGUUUGCUUAAGACUAUCACACACGGUACGGUUGAUUUUGAUAAAGAAAUUUGAUUGUUACCCAACCACGGUUAAUGUUCCUUUACGGGACCAGUGUUUUAUAUGAAAUUGUUUCUCGACAAAACUACAUAGGGUUAGAUGUGAUACAGAAUAAAAAAACUAUCAUCUUUUGUAUACUAAGGCCAAAAAUGCAUCAUUUUUGUUGAUGAAAAAUAUUAAUAAUAUUAAUACGUAUACAAAUGAUUGAAGAAUAGUCAUAUUUACUACUAGUCUAAAUACAACCUAUUAUAUUUGACACCGUCACAAUAAGAAAACAUAAUUUACCUGCAGUUAAUAAACCAAUUAUAAAAUUAUUUCGGACACUAUCAGUAAACAACCGAAAGAAAUAUCAAAUUAAUGAAAGAACCUAUACAUAGUAUACUUAAAUAGGUUUUGUCACCUUCUUAACACAAAACCGCCAACAAAACUUUCUUAUUGAAUUAUUACUGAACAAUUUGCAUAUUUCGCAAAAUACAGAAUAUUACACUUGCUAUCCAUCCUUCUUUUUAACAACAGAUCCAGGUCCUAUGAUAGGUGUUUCCAACUUUUUUUUAUCUAAUACAAGCCAUGGUGCUUGUACGAGCCUUCAACUGAAUUUCAUAGUAUUAUAACUACAUUAAACUUGGUAUUUACGGGAAUUAAUCAUAAAUAAAUUUAAAAAAACACGGGGGGGGGGAGGUUGAAAGAAGUAAAAGCUUCUCUUUUUCCAUUAGAUGUUUAAUUAAAAACUGUAUCAGUAAUUUUGUCCUUUCCCGCUGGUUCAUG